Phanerochaete carnosa HHB-10118-sp is the source of this 990-nucleotide messenger RNA. RefSeq lists its product as uncharacterized. The record is from RefSeq and is a predicted model, not a curated record. Bases 1 to 990 code for a protein of 329 amino acids. Gene Ontology annotation, molecular function: actin filament binding. Gene Ontology annotation, cellular component: striated muscle dense body; nucleolus; catalytic step 2 spliceosome. NCBI's taxonomy places the organism in Eukaryota, Fungi, Basidiomycota, Agaricomycetes, Polyporales, Phanerochaetaceae. The transcript is spliced from 4 exons.
AUGACCGAGCUCAAUGGCUUACAGAAGUGUGAAGCUCGACGGAGAAACAAGCGCCCGAGAAUAGUAAGCGCUAGGGUUAGGUUUAGGAUCUCAUUCGUACAUUCGUCUCCUCUGCCCAUGCCUGAGGACAAAGCCCGCCCUACAAAGCUCAAGUUCAAGGGGGAGAAGACUAAGAAGAAGCGGAAGCGCGAGUACGAUGACGAUGGCGAGAGUAGUAGUCGCCGCCGCCGCAAGGACGAAGAUGACGAGGCAUCGGAGACAUGGGUCCUCCCAGAGGAAACCAAUGAGAUACGGGGCCCUACGUUCAUAACACACCCCUCAGAUCCUUCUCCUAUAUGUAUCACCUACGAUACGACACGCGGACGCAUCGUGUUGCAGCCGCUAGACAAGGAGAAGGCAGAUGACGAGCAGGAAUUACCCAAACUUCUGGACCGAAUCCCUACUGAAGUCUCGCAGGUAUGGGUUGUUACCCGGGUGGCGGGAUCACCCACCAUCAACUUGCGUACGGGCACCGGAGAGGGCAAGUUCUUGUCUUGCGACAAGCAUGGCAUUGUCUCUGCAGACAAGGAAGCUCGUGGCCCACAAGAAGAGUGGACGCCCGUCGUAUUCCCAGACGGCAUGAUUGCUUUCCAGAAUAUCUACGAAAAAUAUCUGGCUGUUGACGAAGUUGCCGGUGGACAACUGGCUCUGAGAGGAGACAGUGAAGAGGUCGGCUUCAGAGAGAGGUUUUGGGUCAAGAUUCAAAGCAAGUACAAGAAGGAAGCUCACGAUGAAGAGAAGAGAAAAGAAGGCAUGUCAUUAGAUGCCAAUCUAGAUGAAGUAUCAGUAAACAAGACAUACCAGGCAUGGGGCGCUGGUCGAUCCGUCUUGUCUGUCGAAGACAAGAAAGGGGUAUGUUUUGCGCAGCUCAAGAAAGCGAAGAAGGAAGGUCGGCUUGCUGAGGCUCUGCUGGACCGUCGGGCAAAGUUGAAGAGCGAUCGGUUCUGCUAA